UUGAUAGCUUGGAGUUUACUUAGACUGGAUGUAUUCAGACUGGGUUCAGACUUACGGAGUAAGCUGGUUGAUGUUUUAGUAAGGCGUGACGUGUUCAGACUGGGUUCAGACUUUGGGAUAAGGCUUGACGUGUUCAGACUCGGUUCAGACUUUGGGAGUAAGCUGGUUGAUGUUUUAGUAAGGCUUGACGUGUUCAGACUGCGUUCAGACUUUGAGAGUAAGCUGGUUGAUGUUUUAGUAAGGCUUGACGUGUUCAGACUGGGUUCAGACUUAGGGAGGAAGCAUAUAAUCCUGUCCAAAGACCCUGAAUCUGUGAAAGAUGAAUUCGCGUUUGACAACCCUGGCUUCAAGGAAGGCUGGCAGCAUGAAGCGCCAACUCUACCACUCGGAGGAAACAUGACCUCCCAAAUUAAAUCAGACUUCAAUAACAAACCUGAGUUUAGCAAAGAUGAUUCCCAUCUACAGUUAACCAAGAUACGUCGUGUUAAGCUGUGGGCCCGUGAUUUUACCGGCUUGGGUUUAACUUGUGGAGGCGGGGCGAGAGAUGGCGUUUGUAUUCAUUCUGUGAUGAGAAAUGGUCCAGCUGCUGCCGCUAUGCUGCAACCUGGUGAUAAGAUCAAAAGCAUCAAAAUUGAGUUCACUGGCACGCCGCUAGAGGAUGCUGUCUCAAUACUAUCACUCGCUUCUCCAUACCCUGUGGAAUUGGAGGUGAUGGAGGGAUACAGGGUCAGUGGGGAAGGCUGGCCGGUCUACCAUCCGCUGAUGAAGGCUGGCUCCACGGGAGAUGUGAGCACGCUGGAAAAAGCGGGCAAACUUCUACAACCACCGAAAUCACCGAACGUAUCGAAUUCAAACAAUUCAACUCUCGAAACGAAGCACUCGAAAUCAGGAAUAAAAAAGAUUAUAACUGAAAAGAUAACGACUAUAGAAAGAAAUAAAAAGGAAAGAAAAGAUGCACCAAACACAUUGGAGAGAGAAAACGAAAAGAAUUUGAAACUCGCAAACAAAACAAGACAUUCAGAUGCGCCAACAUCGAAACCUGAGAGAAGUAAAAAUAGACUAUCAUCAGAAGACGUACAAAUAAUAGUACCGGACAAUAACUCGCAUAUAGAACAAGCGGAGGUACAGAAGAAAGAAUACGACCCAAAAAGAGGAAUGAAAUUCGGUAUAAGAGUCCUACCACCAAAUGUUCCUGACGAUGGAGUAUUAAAGAAGAAUGUUGAAAACGGAGCAGUUUCUAUCGAAAAGGCCAUUGAUGAACCAGAUAAACCUGAACCACAAAGACAAGCGCCCGUACAUAUAAAACAUGAGAACGAAACGGAUCAAAAGAAACCGGUUGUCGCUAAAAGACGAGAGAAAUUAGCGCCGCCGAUACCUAACGCUAGAUCUAAAAUCGAAAUCGAAACCAGUCAUGAUAUAUCAAAAACAUCAGAAACUAUAUCAUUCAGUAGAACUGAUUUAAACUCAAGCGGCAUUAAAAGAGAUGAGAAUGGCAUACCACAAGAAUUACCUCAACAUAUGUUCGACGCGGCCAAAGCAGCUAGAAGCAAUAGAAAAAGUUCAGCGGAUUUAAUACAAGAUAAAGAACCGAAAAAGGACGAAGCACCAAAACCUACGAAAAAAUCCAAAGGAAAAGCACCCUCUCCUCCUGAACCGGAAAAAAAAGACAGUAUUCUAGAUGACAUAAAGAACUUACAUGACUUUUUGAACAACGAAAAGCAUCACUCAAGUCUACUACACGACACAGUAACUUCUACUAAAACAACAUACAACACAUCAACUCCUAAAGUAAACAAAACCAAAUCUAGAUUGGACGAAUCUAUUAACUUCUCGCAAGAAGAUAUAGAUGAUAUCGUCAAACCUUUCAAACGAGAGAGCGAUUCAUUGAACAAUUUCUUCGAAGAUUCCAAAUCUAAUCUAUCAUCGAAUCAAGACGUCCAUUCUGUUAUGUCUUUGAACCAAAGCGAUAAAAGCGACAGAGGUUCAACUACUAUAGAACUUAAUAACAGCGAUAUAACCAUACAUAGUUCUCCGUUAAACGAAACUGAAAGAUCAGAAUCUGAUGCAUCGCCAUUAGAAGAUAAUGAAAGAAAAGCGACAUCUCUUGGUGAUUUAUCGCGUUUCGAAUUAAAAGCGAAAAUAAACAAACCGGCAAGCGGUACUUUGGAGAGAGCUCAAAGUUUGGAUAUAUCAGUAGAAGAUGGUGACAUACAAGAUACCUUAUCACCAAAGAAAAGAAAGGCCAUGUCGGUUGUAGAAUCUACGUUCUUUGAUUCCGGCAACGAAGACAUUCUACCUGAAAUGAUAGAUCCUGAUAAAGGAAUUGUUAUUAAGCACAAAGAACCGAGAUUGAGUUUGAAUAUAGCUAAGACAUCGGCUAUAGAAGGUUUAGAUACAUUCCAGAGGAAUCGGCUGAAAAAAGCAUCUGAAUUCGGUAACUUAGAAGACGCUAUCGUCAAAGGAUCAAACAGCUCUAUGGAGUCAACAAGAUAUGAAUCCCAUGAGGCUAUUUAUGGCAAGACACAAUCUAGCACACAAAAAACUCAAGAAGAACACGAAACAUCUGAUCAUUUAGCGCGAAGAAUCAUGGAUGAAAACUUAAAAGUUCAUUUAAAACUCGUAUCAGAAUUCGCUAAAUCCACAUCCGAUAGCAGUUCCAGUACAUUGGAUAACAGCCAAGAACAAAGUAUAACAAAAACUACAACAUCUCCGAUAAAAUACGAAGAAAAAAUAACUAUGAGUUACGAUACAAACAUUCCUGAUGAUAUGAAAGUGUCGCGUAGUUCAUACGUGAACAGCUUGGAACGGCCUAAAUCUGAAAUGAUGAAGAAACUUCUCGCCAAAAAUCCAAUAUUUAAUGUUAAUAUCGACCAAACUCAAUCUUCAAACAAAUACGAAGCGACCACAAGCAAGGAGACUCCUUCACUGACUGACUCAUUCAAAUCAUCUCUACACCAACCUGAUAUAGUAAACUUCGAUUUAAAAACUUCACCGACAUCAAAAGUGAGAGAUUAUGAUGAAUACAUAAGCAAUAUAAGGGUCGGUUCAAAUAAUAACAGUUUGAAAAUUAACAAACAACAACAAAUUAACAGAGAUUGGUCUGAAUCUAAGAAUGUGGAUCAAGAAAAUAUAGUCACUAUAAAAACCGGCGAUGAUUUGUCAGAGAAACGUAGUUCAUAUACCAAAUCUAUAGAAAUCGGUGAAAAUCGUUUAAUACCAGAUUUGGUUGAAGGAACAAAAAACAAAAUAGAAGAAAAACAAACCAGGACUUUAUACAUGGAACCCGCUAAUGUUUCACUAACAAUGACACAGGAACCAAUACAAAAGACGGUCACGGUUAAUGUGAGCGAAGACGAAUACGGAAACAAAGUUGUUACACAGAACGUUGAGAAAAUUACAACUCAAUACAUAACAAGUAAAAUCGAGGCGCCGCUACAGGUCGAACAGAUUAGCUUCGGAAUGAUGAGAGGAUCUGAUAUCAACGAAAUGGAAUUAGAAGAAGGAAACGUCAAAGAUAUCGAUAGGAAUGUUCUAGAAGAAAUAAAGAGAAAGAAUCCAAACAUACAUUUCACUUCAACCGAGCCGUCUUAUACAAGAACUGAAACAAUUUUAUUGAACACAUCCAAUAUGGAUGAAGAACAAACUAGAGCAUUGAUGGAAAAACUACAAAACGACCCAAACUUUAUGGCACAGAAAUCUACAGAGGAAUUAUCUAGAAUGGGAAUCAGAGUUUUUCACGACUUAGAUGAUAAAACAGAUACGAACAAAGACGCAAUGGAAGUUACAAAAACUAGAUACUCCAUAAAUCCUUCAACUAUUAUAAGCGAAACUAAAUGCAUCGGCACCACACAAGCAACUGAAAAGACGCAGAGAGAUCACAUAACAGAAAUACAAGUACGACCAAAAAUAGAUAAACAAGAGAACAAAACUGAAUACAAAAUAACGAACACACAAAGAAAUACAGCGAAGAUGUACGAAGAACCGCUGUUAUCAUACGAAUUGGACAUAGAAAUGUUGAACGACUUCAUAACAAACGAAAGACAUCACUCAGCAAAACAUCUCGCUGAAAUCAAGAAACGAAAUAACCAAAAUGAUUCAAAGAAACGGCAUUCAGACUUUGAUCUACCAAGAAACAGUCACAUAAAAUUCAGAACAGCUACAUACGAAUCUCCCAAAGGAACUAUAGUCACUAGCACAGAUCUAGAAAACAGACGUCUGUCACAGCUAGAUCAAAUGCAAUUAAGAUCGCCUAGUGACGUCGUACAGCCCCAAAAACCGGUGAUAUCCGCAAAACCGAGCAGCAUACCGGUUAAAGAUAAAAAACCGACGGGUUUCGUAUCAUCGAAAAUACCGGUUUUUGGUACGCAGAAAUCACUGAGCCAGGAGAAUUUGACCGAAAAAAGUUUCUCCAUACCACGGUCGUCCCAAAAUUUGAGUAGCAGUUCUUCUAACAUAUCUAUAACUUCCAUAAAAUCUAGUUCUAAAAGUCCAAGCGGUGGCAGAUUAUAA
Messenger RNA from Danaus chrysippus (African queen), 4509 nucleotides. The record is from the annotation of a GenBank genome assembly. Lineage: Eukaryota; Metazoa; Arthropoda; Insecta; Lepidoptera; Nymphalidae.